This is a messenger RNA of Macadamia integrifolia, 723 nucleotides long. RefSeq lists its product as uncharacterized. NCBI's taxonomy places the organism in Eukaryota, Viridiplantae, Streptophyta, Magnoliopsida, Proteales, Proteaceae. Gene Ontology annotation, molecular function: nucleic acid binding; RNA-DNA hybrid ribonuclease activity. The record is from RefSeq and is a predicted model, not a curated record. The coding region runs from base 1 to 723 and encodes 240 amino acids. The transcript has a single exon.
AUGGGGUCCAUGUUAGCUCAGAAAGAUAAGAUGGCUAUCUACUAUUUGAGCAAGAAAUUCUUGGAAUAUGAAGUUCGAUAUACAUCAUUAGAAAAGACUUGCGCAGCUCUUAUUCGAGCAACAAGAAGGUUGCAACACUAUAUGGUGGCAUAUCCAAUUCGCUUGAUUUCCAGAAUAGAUCAUAUUAAGUAUUUAUUCGAAAAUCCUGCACUCACCGGUAAAAUGGCAAGGUGGUUGCUAUUACUAUCAGAAUUUAACAUUACAUAUGUCAAUCAAAAGUCUAUCAAAGGCAGAGCAAUUGUGGAUCACUUGUCUACACACCCCACAGAAGAUGGAAGAUCAUUAGACGAUGCUUUUCCAGAUGAGGAAAUCAUGGUAGUUGAAGAACGAAACUCUGUGAACACAUGGCAAUUAUAUUUUGACGGAGUAGCCACUCAAAGAGGGUAUGGGGUAGGACUGUUAUUUAUAACACUUGACGAGCUCUAUUUACCUUCAUCUUUUCGACUUGAUUUUCCAUGCACCAAUAAUAUUGCUGAAUAUGAAGCAUGUGCAAUCGGUCUGGAGAUAGCUCUGACAAUUGGGGUAAAAAAGAUCCAAGUGUUUGGUGACUCAUCCAUUGUAAUCUGCGAAACUCAAGGGAAAUGGAAGACCAGAGAUGAGAAAUUGAAGCCUUAUCAAGAAUAUCUUAAGAAGACUCUAAACACUUUGAGGAAAUCUCUUUAG